Messenger RNA from Saimiri boliviensis boliviensis (Bolivian squirrel monkey), 7407 nucleotides. RefSeq names its product ABL proto-oncogene 2, non-receptor tyrosine kinase (gene ABL2). The record is from RefSeq and is a predicted model, not a curated record. NCBI's taxonomy places the organism in Eukaryota, Metazoa, Chordata, Mammalia, Primates, Cebidae. Gene Ontology annotation, biological process: protein phosphorylation. Gene Ontology annotation, molecular function: protein binding; non-membrane spanning protein tyrosine kinase activity; ATP binding.
AGAAUCUGUGAGUCGCCUGGAGGCAGCGCGGCUGCUGCCGUGAAGAGUCCGGGUGUCGAGCCGCCAGCGGCCCAGCCGCUCAGGGCCAGGGCCUGGGCUGGGAGGGCGAGGCCGGAGCAGCGCCAGGAACCCGAGGCCGGAGCCGGGGAGGAAUGUGACCAGGGGUCGGCUGGGGCGCGGGAGUACGCGAGCGCAGGGAUGGGGCAGCAGGUGGGCCGCGUCGGGGAGGCUCCCGGGCUCCAGCAGCCUCAGCCCCGCGGGUUCCGGGGCAGCAGUGCAGCCAGGCCCUCCAGCCGCAGGCGGGACCCGGCGGGGCGCACCGCAGAGACCGGCUUCAAUAUCUUCACCCAGCAUGAUCACUUUGCCAGCUGUGUGGAGGAUGGAUUUGAGGGAGACAAGACUGGAGGCAGUAGUCCAGAAGCUUUGCAUCGUCCCUACGGUUGUGAUGUUGAACCCCAGGCACUAAAUGAGGCUAUCAGGUGGAGCUCCAAGGAGAACUUGCUAGGAGCCACUGAGAGUGACCCCAAUCUUUUCGUUGCACUUUAUGAUUUUGUAGCAAGUGGUGAUAACACACUCAGCAUCACUAAAGGUGAAAAGCUACGAGUACUUGGUUACAACCAGAAUGGCGAGUGGAGUGAAGUUCGUUCUAAGAAUGGGCAGGGCUGGGUGCCAAGCAACUACAUCACCCCAGUGAACAGCCUGGAAAAACACUCCUGGUACCAUGGACCUGUGUCACGCAGUGCAGCUGAGUAUCUGCUCAGCAGUCUAAUCAAUGGCAGCUUCCUGGUGCGAGAAAGUGAGAGUAGCCCUGGGCAGCUGUCCAUCUCGCUCAGGUACGAGGGACGUGUGUAUCACUACAGGAUCAAUACCACUGCAGAUGGCAAGGUGUAUGUGACUGCCGAGAGCCGCUUCAGCACCUUGGCGGAGCUCGUACACCAUCACUCCACAGUGGCUGAUGGGCUGGUGACAACAUUACAUUACCCAGCACCGAAGUGCAAUAAGCCUACAGUCUACGGUGUGUCCCCCAUCCAUGACAAAUGGGAAAUGGAACGAACAGAUAUUACUAUGAAGCACAAACUUGGGGGCGGUCAGUAUGGAGAGGUUUACGUUGGCGUCUGGAAGAAAUACAGCCUUACAGUUGCUGUGAAAACACUGAAGGAAGAUACCAUGGAGGUAGAAGAGUUCCUAAAAGAAGCCGCAGUGAUGAAGGAAAUCAAGCAUCCUAAUCUGGUACAACUUUUAGGGGUGUGUACUUUGGAGCCACCAUUUUACAUUGUGACUGAAUAUAUGCCAUAUGGGAAUCUGCUGGAUUAUCUCCGAGAAUGCAACCGAGAAGAGGUGACUGCAGUUGUGCUGCUCUACAUGGCCACUCAGAUUUCUUCUGCAAUGGAGUACUUAGAGAAGAAGAAUUUCAUCCAUAGAGAUCUUGCAGCUCGUAACUGCCUAGUGGGAGAAAACCAUGUGGUAAAAGUGGCUGACUUUGGUUUAAGUAGAUUGAUGACUGGAGACACUUAUACUGCUCAUGCCGGAGCCAAAUUUCCUAUUAAGUGGACAGCACCAGAGAGUCUUGCCUACAAUACCUUCUCAAUUAAAUCUGAUGUCUGGGCUUUUGGGGUACUGUUGUGGGAAAUUGCUACCUAUGGAAUGUCACCGUAUCCAGGUAUUGACUUGUCUCAGGUCUAUGACCUACUAGAAAAAGGAUAUCGAAUGGAACAGCCUGAGGGGUGCCCCCCGAAAGUUUAUGAACUUAUGAGAGCAUGCUGGAAGUGGAGUCCUGCCGAUAGGCCCUCUUUUGCUGAGACACACCAAGCUUUUGAAACCAUGUUCCAUGACUCCAGCAUUUCUGAAGAAGUAGCUGAGGAGCUUGGGAGAGCGGCCUCCUCGUCAUCUGUUGUUCCCUACCUGCCCCGGCUACCUAUACUUCCUUCCAAGACUCGGACACUGAAGAAACAGGCAGAGAACAAGGAGAACAUUGAAGGGGCACAGGAUGAUGCCACAGAAAACUCUGCUUCCAGUUUAGCACCAGGGUUCAUCAGAGGUGCACAGGCCUCCAGUGGAUCCCCAGCACUGCCUCGAAAGCAAAGAGACAAGUCACCCAGUAGCCUCUUGGAAGAUGCCAAAGAGACAUGCUUCACCAGGGAUCGGAAGGGGGGCUUCUUCAGCUCCUUCAUGAAAAAGAGAAAUGCUCCCACACCCCCCAAACGCAGCAGCUCCUUCCGAGAAAUGGAGAAUCAGCCCCAUAAGAAAUACGAACUCACGGGUAACUUCUCAUCUGUUGCUUCUCUACAGCAUGCUGAUGGGUUCUCAUUCACUCCUGCCCAGCAAGAGGCGAAUCUGGUGCCACCCAAGUGCUAUGGGGGGAGCUUUGCACAGAGGAACCUGUGUAAUGACGACGGUGGUGGGGGUGGGGGCAGUGGCACUGCUGGGGGUGGGUGGUCUGGCAUCACAGGCUUCUUUACACCACGCUUAAUCAAAAAGACACUGGGCUUACGAGCAGGUAAACCCACAGCCAGUGAUGACACUUCCAAGCCUUUUCCAAGGUCAAACUCUACAUCUUCCAUGUCCUCAGGGCUUCCAGAGCAGGAUAGGAUGGCAAUGACCCUUCCCAGGAACUGCCAGAGGUCCAAACUCCAGCUGGAAAGGACAGUGUCCACCUCUUCUCAGCCAGAAGAGAAUGUGGACAGGGCCAAUGACAUGCUUCCAAAAAAAUCAGAGGAAGGUGCUGCUCCAACCAGGGAGAGACCAAAAGCCAAGUUACUGCCCAGAGGAGCCACAGCUCUUCCUCUCAGAACCCCCUCUGGGGAUCUAGCCAUUACAGAGAAGGACUCUCCAGGGGUGGGAGUGGCUGGAGUGGCAGCUGCCCCCAAGGGCAAAGAGAAGAAUGGUGGGGCACGACUUGGCAUGGUUGGAGUCCCAGAGGAUGGAGAGCAGCCCGGCUGGUCUUCUCCAGCCAAGGCUGCCCCUGUCCUCCCAACCACUCACAACCACAAAGUGCCCGUCCUUAUCUCGCCCACUCUGAAACACACUCCAGCUGACGUGCAGCUCAUUGGCACAGACUCUCAGGGGAAUAAAUUCAAGCUUUUAUCUGAGCAUCAGGUUACAUCCUCUGGAGACAAGGACCGACCCCGACGAGUAAAACCAAAGUGUGCCCCACCCCCACCACCAGUGAUGAGACUACUGCAGCAUUCGUCCUUAGGUUCAGACCCUACAGAAGAGCCCACUGCCCCGACUGCAGGACAGUCCACAUCAGAAACGCAGGAAGGAGGAAAGAAGGCAGCUCCGGGCGCAGUGCCCAUCAGUGGGAAAGCUGGGAGGCCCGUGGUGCCUCCACCUCAAGUGCCUCUGCCCACAUCUUCCAUCUCGCCCGCCAAAAUGGCCAACGGCACAGCAGGUACUAAAGUGGCCCUGAGAAAAACCAAACAGGCCGCUGAGAAAAUCUCAGCAGACAAAAUCAGCAAAGAGGCCCUGCUGGAAUGUGCCGACCUACUGUCCAGCGCAAUCACGGAACCCGUGCCCAACAGCCAGCUGGUAGACACUGGACACCAGCUGCUGGACUACUGCUCAGGCUACGUGGACUGCAUCCCUCAAACUCGGAACAAAUUUGCCUUCCGAGAGGCUGUGAGCAAACUGGAGCUCAGCUUACAGGAGUUACAGGUGUCUUCAGCAGCUGCUGGUGUGCCCGGGGCAAACCCGGUCCUUAAUAACUUAUUGUCAUGUGUACAGGAAAUCAGUGAUGUGGUACAGAGGUAGCCACUGUUAGCCUGGUGGGAAAAUGCACACAUUUCUGAGGGGAGAGGGAAAGGGACUUGUUUUCCUGUGUUCUUGUUUUCAAAAAAUGACUCAUACUUGAGUGUGUGUAUGUGAAGUACCUCAGAUCCCUGAGUUCUCACGUUUACAGUUUCAUCUCAAAAAUAAGACGCUAACCACAAAAGUAUAGGAGAGGUAAAUAAUUAAGUGGGGGCAAGGCAGUAGUAGACAGGGUUGGAAACUGCACUGGAACAUCAGGGAACAGAUGUAUGUCGUAAGGAAGGCAGUGCAGCCCGUCCCUCCCUGGAAUGCCGGGAGGUGCUAGGCGGGGCUGCUCUCAGCAACACCGCAGCCGCUGCGCCCAGACCUGGGGCCCUGGUAGAUACUCCUGCUCAUUAUGCUCCAAUUUACCUAAUGAGUUUGGUGGGACAGAAGAAAGGAAAGCUGGGAACGCACCAAGAGAAAUUUUUGUUCAAGGCUGUUGGAAGCACCCCUAGCCUUGCUUUCACAAGGCCAUUGCUGCUGUCAUGAGAACUGCAAAUCAGAGUGCUGCAACACAAAGUUGGGAAAUGGGGCCCUAUCCGAAUGCGUCCGUCCUGUUUUCUGCUGGUGUAUUGGUUGGUGCAGGAAAUAAAGAAUGCCGGCAAGUUGAGUCAGGGAGAUUGAAAACCUUCUCCUAUAAAAUCUUGUAUAGAUUAGCAGCAGUCACUUCUCCCAGUCUGGUAUGUUAUUUUGUAAUGGACCAGGAUUGGCUUCCUGCUUGUUGGUGGCUGUCUGUAAACCAUGGGUACGGGCGUCUCCCUAGUGGUUCUUGUCUUUUGCUGGGCAGCCUGUCUUCCUUUAUUCCUGAUAGCAUUCGGAGCAUUGACCAAUGUCGAUUUGGAAAAUGUUGUCUCUGCAGGUUCUCACGAGGGAAUUAAUCCUGUUCCGAUACAGUUCCCCUGCAUACUGACAUACUGGCCAAGGACUCGAGCAGCUCUGUAUUUUUCUUGAUCAGCUAAAAUAGCAGGGAGGUGGUCUUGUCUUGAAACCCGGUGGCCUGUGACUGAAAGGAAAAGCUGGUCCUAAUGGCUUGGUCUAGAUGGCUGUUUCUCUGUACCUUUCCCCUCACUUAACCACCGAAGGCCCAACGUAGGUAGAGAUUAGGGAGCAGCAUUCCCGUCUCUGUGGAUUUGAAGUGAGUAAUUGCCCACAUUCUUCUCACAUGCUUUUCUUCUUGCACAUACUCCUCCCUACUCCCCACCCAGUCAUUGUGCUUCUUUGUACAGAUUUUAUUUGGAAUAUUCUUUUAUUUAUUUUGUCAUUUCACUUCUAUUUUAAGAAUGCAUAAUUGAAGGAGUAGUCCUUUUCAGGGAGCACCGGUUAGACCCUGGAAACCUAACGACUUAAUCCUGAAAUAUGUUUUGCCCUUGAAAAAUAGGCCUUUUCCUUCCCUACUUAGUUACAGUUGUGGAAGCUAAUUAAGAUGGCAUGGAAGUGAAUCUAACGAGUUAGGUGUUAUUAAUGUUCUUGGUAUUGAGUGUAAUUUCAGUUACUGCUUCGUUCUCUUUUUAAAGCUUUAUGAAUACUUCCCCCAUCCUACCAAGGAGAGCCCAGUACACCUGUAUUUUUAUUUUAUGCUCUCAAAGGAAUAGUAGCUUCGGAAGAUAGGAAUUCAACAUUGAGCAGUUUUCUUCCUGGCUCUGUCAUUGGUACACUGUCAAACCACAGCCCCAUCUCUUAAUCUGUUAAUUAAGGUAAUAGUACAUGUUCUCAAGAGUGUUGCAAAUAAGUGUACAGCUAUCCCUUUGAGAGCUUCUCUGGAAAGCUCUUUUAGUGCAGUGUUAUUAUGCUGAAUGGUUUUUCAUCCUCUUAUUUGCUGAGUAGAAAAUAUUCAUGAAAUUAAGAAUUGCUGAGAGUCUAUUAAUUGGGCUAAGAAUACUAAGGGGGAAACUGUUUUGAAUGGAGUUUGGCAUCUUUGACCAAGAACAAAACUCAGUUUUCAUUAGAAAGAAAGAAAGGAAACCUUGAUUCUUACCAUUGCUGCUCCAAAGGUGGCCCAGGUUCGGAGGAGGGUUAGAGGGACUGAGCAGUGCUGGGCAUUCCUGGCAGGUGCUGGGUGAUCCCACCAGCGUGUCACCUGCAGCUGCAGCCCAGGCAGCGAGUGGUCGGGUUCAUCUCCUCCUGGUGGCUGGAAGAGAACUCACAUGUGAAAAACCAGCAGUCCUCCUCCCACCUUGUUUCCUGCCACUCAUGCUCAUCAUGCUUGUCCAUAAACUUGAAGAACUCGUUUUAGCAGUUAGCCUUUUAAGGUCAAGGAUGGGAAAGCUAAAACUGUAGAGUAUUAUUAUGCUGCUUUUUAGGUUUAUCCCUGUCGUGGGAUGCAGUUAAGGGAUUAUACUUGUUUUUUCAGGGGAUUUUUAUUUGUUCGUUUUUUAAGCAGGGGCUCUGUUUUUCCCUUGAGAGUUCUGGAAAUAAGCCUUGGAGAAACACUACUGAGUAUAUUUAGGCUCCCUGGUUUUCUCUCCCAACAACAAUCCUAAGGGUAGGGGGUGGGGCUGUUUCUUACUCAGGGGCAACACCUAGCUCUGUCUUGCCUGCAGUGGGUGCACGAUUUAUAAAUGGAAUUGAUUUUUCUCCACACUGUCAAGGGUGGCAUUGACUUUUGGAGCAUAUCCCGUCCACAUGAUGCUUGAACUAUGUAACUUCAGGGGUUGAGGGCUCAAGGUUCAGGUUGAAGAGGCACUGUCAACUUAACUAAACAAGCAUUUAUGUUUUUCCUUUUUCUACUUGAAAAGGACCAGCUUAAACACAAACCCUUAUGUAAAUUAAAAGGUUCCAGUCCAAAGCAGAGAAAACUGCUUCUAGAAACUAAAAGUGUAGUUUAAUUUUAACUACCCUAAAAGCAAAGAGGAAAGGCGUCGGACAAGACGUUGGCGGUUUUCUAAAGCGACCGUUAGGCCGUGUGUCGGGAUGCAUGCCUUUGCUGCAACUGCCUGAUUCCUUUCGUGUACAGAUCAUGUGAUUUCAGUUUAGAUUUCCUACUUUAAAAUGCCGUGAUUUGUGUUGAAUACAUCUUGGUUGUGCUUUACAUAAAGUAUUUCCUUAAAAGGCUUUGUGUAAAAUUUAAAUGUAUAUUUUCUUCCUGUAGACUUUCAUCAUGAUUUUCAGAGAUUAGCCUUAAAAACUUUGGCCACAAGAAAUUUAUUCAGUGUCUGCUAGAUGACCUCUGUACAUAGAGGUCAUUAUAGUGGAGACCCUUUACCAGCAGCAUUUCAGAAUUUAAAUUAGAAAGCGUCUUAGGACUCAACUGAAAGCUGGCUAGUAAAAUCAUCCCCAGGUAAUAAAGCUUGCUGACUUUGCUAAGGCACUGCCCAUUUUCAUUGAAAGUUAUGGAGAUUUUGAGUUUAAAGGAUACAGUAUAGAUAGUGGUUUCGUGCUUAGGCUCUAAUGCCCGUCUAAAAGGCAAGUCAUGUAACCUUGGGAGCCUCAGUUUCCUCAUUGUAAAACAGGGAUAAUAAUAGUAACUACCUCAGGGUUGUAAGGAUGAAAUGAGAUGAUGUUUGUAAGAUACUUAGCUCAAGUGCCUGGCACAUAGUGAGCACACUCUGUAAUGUUAAACUACUAUUAUUAACACCUAGUCUAGGGGUGCACAGCAGAAUCCCCUAGGGUUAAAAAAAA